Messenger RNA from Vavraia culicis subsp. floridensis, 494 nucleotides. RefSeq lists its product as uncharacterized. The transcript has a single exon. Bases 46 to 474 code for a protein of 142 amino acids. Lineage: Eukaryota; Fungi; Microsporidia; Pleistophoridae. Gene Ontology annotation, molecular function: core promoter sequence-specific DNA binding; general transcription initiation factor activity; TBP-class protein binding. Gene Ontology annotation, biological process: positive regulation of transcription by RNA polymerase II; chromatin remodeling; negative regulation of transcription by RNA polymerase II. The record is from RefSeq and is a predicted model, not a curated record. Gene Ontology annotation, cellular component: negative cofactor 2 complex.
CCUUCUCAUAUAAAUAACCAGAUGAUAGCUCGACCAUAAAAAGGAAUGACAAGAGACGACAACAAACCGGACGAUGACUUGUCACUUCCGCGUUCUACCAUAGACAAAAUGCUGUCAACAUACCAGCUGUCUAUACCACGGCACGUGCGUGACCACCUAACAACAUAUCUUCAUCAGUUCAUACACUACAUAUCGUCUGAUGCCAAUUUGCUGUGUGAAAAGGAAAAGAAGAAGACAAUAACACAUGAACAUAUUUAUGAGGCACUAAGAACGGCGGGAUUUGGGCAUUUCAUUGAGGAAUGUCAGAAAGUGUACGAUGAAACUUUAAAUUUAAGCAAAAUGAGGCCGAGCAGAAUCAACAAAUUGAAGAGCUCUAAAUUUUCUAUAGAAGAGCUGAGAAUGGAGCAGAAGAAGCUGUUCGAGAGUGCUAGAAAAGAGUACGAGAAUAUGGAGUUUGAUGGAGAGGAAAAAUAAAUACUAUAAUUUGUUUUAUU